CACUCUCGUGCUCAUUAUUCCGGCAAAUUUCCUUACAAAAAGACGUGUUCUUUUCAUAAAAAAAACGUUUUUUUAAUGAAAUUUUCAAAGAUUUCGUAAAUAUUUUCAAAAUAAAAAUAAUGUAUAAUUAAUAGCAACAAAAAAAGGCCUAAUUACUUAGUGUAGUAGUGUUUGGAAACGAAAAAAAUCUCAUUUAUAUAAGCAUUUACCCAAGAAUUCAAUGGUUCAUUUUGCAUAAAAUCAACUAACGCAAAAGAAUCAUACACAUAAUCGGUCCGGGCAGUGGUUGCGCAACUCCACCUCCCCUUUUUAGCUAAACGAUAUUUAAAUUAAAUAGUCUUUUAAUUUUAUUAAGAAAAAAUAAAAGAAAAAGUGUAGUGUUUAAGAAAAGAAAACAAACCACCAUGAAGAAACGUUCUAGUUCACGUGGUAGUCCCGAGGCUGCCGAUAGCAGUAAUACAUCUUCUACUCUACAUGCACCUGCUAGCGUUAAAUCUGGUGCCAGUAGUGCACCCACCACACCAAUCAAAACACGUGGAGUUAAUACUCCUAAGCCAAAGCCUGAGGAGAUAGCCGAAACUUUUUUGGUGGUUAAUGAACGUCCUGUCGAUGAUAUAUCCUUGGAUUUCUUUUAUAAACCUCAUACCAUUACCCUGCUGGCGGUGUCUGUAUUGGCUGUUAUGUAUUUUGCUUUUGUGAGGGACGAAGGCAAUUUUGAGGACAACAUUUGGGCUGGUAUAUUAUGCGUGGUCUUCUUUUUCCUAAUUAUAUCAGUGCUGGCAUUUCCCAACGGUCCCUUUACACGACCUCAUCCGGCGGUAUGGCGUAUAUUAUUUGGCUGCUCCGUAUUGUACUUAAUGGCUCUACAAUUUCUAAUGUUUCAAAAUCACAAAACAAUAAUGAAUAUAUUCUAUUGGCUGGAUCCCAAACUAAAAGAUUUUCACAUUAAUAUGGAUAAAGAAUACGGUGUCAAUUGCUCAGAUGUUUCCUUUGAACGUGUUAAAGGUCAUUUGGAUGUCUUUGCCUGGGGUCACUUUUUGGGUUGGGCUUUCAAGGCCGUCCUUAUCCGUCACAUGGGUAUUUUAUGGGCCAUUUCUGUUAUGUGGGAAAUUACUGAAAUUACAUUUGCUCAUUUAUUGCCCAAUUUCAUUGAAUGCUGGUGGGAUGCUUUAAUUUUGGAUGUUUUGAUCUGUAAUGGUUUGGGCAUUUGGGUUGGUUUGAAAAUUUGCAAAAUUUUGGAAAUGCGAGAAUAUAAAUGGGCCAGUAUUAAGGAUAUUUCUUCGACUAGUGGUAAAAUUAAGCGUGCCAUGUUACAAUUUACCCCCGAGAGCUGGACUGCUAUUAGAUGGUUGGAUCCUAAAUCAACUGCUAUGCGUUUUGCUGCUGUUAUUCAGUUGGUGAUAUUUUGGCAGGUUACUGAACUCAACACGUUCUUCCUUAAACACAUCUUUGAAAUGCCCCCCGAUCAUUAUGUGGUUAUUGGUCGUUUAAUAUUCAUUGGUCUUUUUGUGGCGCCUUCAGUAAGACAAUAUUAUACUUAUGUUACGGAUACACGUUGUAAACGUGUGGGUACCCAAUGUUGGGUAUAUGGUGCCAUUAUGGUGUCCGAAGCGAUUUUAUGCAUUAAAAAUGGCAAAGAAUUAUUUGAACGCACGCAAGCUAUAAAUAUUGUAAUCUGGUUGACAGUACAAGUUAUAAUUUCGAUUGCCUUUGUUUAUGGUUGUAUAUUAUGGCAGCGCAUGAUGGAUAAACGCAAGAGUAAUAAGCAAUUACAACAAUCACCCUCAAAAAAAGUUAAAAGUUUGGAAAAACAACAAUCAAAAGGCAAAAUGUCACCCAAAAAAUCCCCCAAACGCAACGACAAGAAGAUUGAAUAAAUAUUUAAGGAAUUUUUUUGUUGAAAAAAAAAAAUUCUUUUAAAUGAACAAAAAACACAUACAACACUUUUUCUCAUAAACAAACAGCAACAAUUUUCCCGUUUAAAUAUGAUUUUCCUCUCUACAUUACAAAUUAACCCUACAUUUAAACAAACUCAAUAUUAACACAAAAGCAACAAUAAUAGUUAAAUUAUUUUAGUUUAAACAACAACAACUUCCCAAUUUUA
Lucilia sericata (common green bottle fly) is the source of this 2104-nucleotide messenger RNA. It is a transcript of the gene l(3)77CDf, whose product is annotated as phosphatidylserine synthase 1. The record is from RefSeq and is a predicted model, not a curated record. Lineage: Eukaryota; Metazoa; Arthropoda; Insecta; Diptera; Calliphoridae. The transcript is spliced from 7 exons. Gene Ontology annotation, molecular function: L-serine-phosphatidylethanolamine phosphatidyltransferase activity. Gene Ontology annotation, biological process: phosphatidylserine biosynthetic process. Bases 405 to 1877 code for a protein of 490 amino acids.